AUGGACUUUUUAAACGAUACUGAUCUGGAUUUGGCCUUGCCAGUAACCGCUGAAAUAUCCAAGGAGCUGUUUGCAACAGAGAUUGAGAAGUACCGUGAAUCUCAAAAUGACGGGGCCGAUAUGGCUGCGUUUGAUAUCGAUAAGUUUUUAGUAGAGAAGAAUUUCCACUACCUCCCUCUUGACGCACUUAUUAGAGAUCUAUCUGGACUUUCACAAAAAAUGGUACAAACACUAUUAGAACAGAUAACAACCAAUUAUGAUGAUUAUUUGUCUUUCUCCAAUACAUAUACUGAUGAAGAAAAUAAAACGCUGUUGAAUUUGGAAAGGACGCAGAGCGACCUUCAAAAAUUCAUGACUCAAUUGGAUCAUUUGGUACAGGAAGACAUCACCAAUAGUCAAGAGAUCAUAAAGGAUGUCUUGGAAUACUUAAAGAAAUUGGAUGAGAUAUACGGUUCAUUACGCAACCAUUCACACUUGACAGCAGCACUUUCGCUGGGAAAGAAGCUAAGUAAGUCUCUUCAUGAAAUGUGCGGCAUAGAACCGCUAGAGGAAGAAAUAUGUUCUGGCUUGAUUGAACAGUUGUACAGUUUAGUCACGACGUCACGUCGAAUAUUGCAUUCGUUUGUUGAUUCGAACUCGCCAUAUGCUCAUCACCUGCGUAAUGAUUACCAAGAUCUUCUGCAAGAAUUUCAAAUAUCAUUGAAGAUUUUAACUGAAAAGUGUUUGGAGAACCCAUCAAGCUGCCAGAAACUGUCUUUAACACUAGUUUCCAUAUUAAAGAUCACAUAA
This is a messenger RNA of Saccharomyces eubayanus, 789 nucleotides long. RefSeq names its product Golgi transport complex subunit COG2 (gene COG2). The record is from RefSeq and is a predicted model, not a curated record. The transcript has a single exon. Bases 1 to 789 code for a protein of 262 amino acids. NCBI's taxonomy places the organism in Eukaryota, Fungi, Ascomycota, Saccharomycetes, Saccharomycetales, Saccharomycetaceae.